This is a messenger RNA of Anneissia japonica, 2884 nucleotides long. Its product is annotated as serine/arginine-rich splicing factor 7-like. Lineage: Eukaryota; Metazoa; Echinodermata; Crinoidea; Comatulida; Comatulidae. The coding region runs from base 139 to 1374 and encodes 411 amino acids. The transcript has 9 exons. Gene Ontology annotation, molecular function: RNA binding; zinc ion binding. The record is from RefSeq and is a predicted model, not a curated record.
UCCAAUGUAAUAAUUUUGUAGAAGCUUACGUCUUUUUGGGAGUGUACGAGGUUGGUUGGACUUAUAAUUUACACAUUUUACAUCGAUAAUUUAAAGUGUCUUGGAACUUAAUAUACUUAUACUUACUUAAAGUUUAGCAUGGGGCGUUACAGUGACAGUGAAGAUGAGGAGGAUGGAGCUAGAGUAUAUGUUGGGGACUUGGGUCUGGAUGUGUCUAGCAGAGAGCUAGAAAAAGCUUUUGACAGAUUUGGGCAUAUCAGUGAGGUUUGGGUUGCCCGAAAUCCUCCAUGUUUUGCAUUUGUUGUCUUUGAUAAGAAACGUGAUGCAGAGGAUGCGAUUAAGGAAAUGAAUGGCAGAACCGUACGUGGUAAUCGUAUUUCUUGCUCACUGGCCAGACCUCGUACUCGUGGAAGAUUUAGACGUGGUUAUGACCCAAGUAUGAGAUGCUACCAGUGUGGUGACCGUGGCCACUUUGCUCGUGAUUGUUACAUGUUCACCCGGGGCUACCGACGAUACAGCAGUUCUCGUUCCCGGUCAAGAUCUCCCAGAAGACGAUCACGGAGCCGAAGCCCAGGACAAAGACGGCACAGUAAAAGAAGUCGAAGCCGUUCCCCGCAUAGGUCUUAUACAAGGGGUCAUAGAAGGUCUCGCUCACCAAGACGAAAUAGAUCAAGAAGUCCUAAACGUGCCCGGUCUAGAAGCCCUAGAAAAGACAGAUCUAGGAGCAAAGACCGAAAAGAAAGAUCACGCUCAAAAUCAAAGGAAAAGCGUAGGUCUAGGAGCAAGGAAAGAAGACGCACCCAUUCCCAGAGUGGGAGAGACCGUUCCCGAUCAAAAAGCAAACAAAGAGAUCAUUCCCGAUCAAAGAGUAAAGAAAGAGAAAGAUUCAGAUCAGCAAGCAAAGAAAGGGAGCGUUCCCGAAGUAAGGAGAGGGACCACUCAAGUUCUAAAGGGAAAAGAAGGGAUCGCUCUGGAUCAAACAGGGAAAGUAGAAACCGCUCUCGUUCUGGAAGCAAAGGUAGGGAUCGAUCAGGUCCUAGAAGCGAAGAAAAGGCUCGUUCCCGAUCAAGAAGUAAAGAUCGAUCAUCCCCAAGAAAUGAGGUAAAGGGUCGCUCAAGGUCAAAAUCACCACAUUCCGUUAAUGGCGGCUCACCCAGGAGGUCUCGCUCCAAAAGUAUAGAGAAAAUGUCAGGCAGCCCUUCAAGAUCACAAUCAAAAAGCCCCUCCAAGCCAUACUCCAGCAGCAGUCCUUCAAGGCAACAAUCAAGAAGCCCCAGUGCGUCACCGGCACCCAAACGGGAAAGGUCAGAUUCGAGGAGUGAUGGAAGUUCAAGAGGUCAAAGUCACUCAGGAUCUGAAAGUGAUGGUGAUUAGAUGUUAAGUGCAGUACAGGCUUUAGAUUUUAUAGUAUAAUGGGAUGAAAUUGGUGGGUUGAAUUGCAUAUGAUAUCCAGACACAUACUGUACUUGUAUAAAAAUUAUAAUUCUACAGAAAGUGAAAACGUUGACAGAUGCACUGAAAUUGUUUCCUUGUGGUAAUAUGCAUUCUUGUUAGCAUUAGUCUUAUUGAAAGUGAUGUUAACUUGUGCAUUAAUGUCAGAUCAUGUAUGGUAAGUGUUUUCUUUAAUGUUUAAUCAGUUUUUCAAUUGAUAUACUUUUUAGAUGUUUUAGUAAUUAAGAGUGUAAACAAAUUUUGACUUUAGAUAAUUAAGAUUUUUUUUUGUCUUGUAAACUUUUUUUUUUAUAUAGUGAGACAAUAGGACACUGAUAAUUUUGAAACUUGAAUUUGAUUGUUUUUUAACCAACUUAACCCUAGUCAAAUGGUAUUACCAUUUUGGUUGAAUUAUUACUAUGUAUUGUGUCAAACAGAGUGCAGGUUUUAACUUGUUCAUGAUCCAACAUGAACUAGCACAACAUCCUAAAUAAAAUUAGAACACGACAAGCCAGGCAGGCCAUGCUUAGUUCUGUUAAUUGGUAAAAUUGUGUUUCUGUCGACUAAAAAUUUAAAUAGACCAUGUGUUGACUAGAGUAAAAAUUACAUCAGAAUAAUUUAUUUUCCCUUUUGAAAAUUAUUGUUACCCAUAAUUGAAAUUUCUGCUAAGCCUGACCCUUGAAUAAUGUGGCAACAGUCCCAUAAAACUAAGCUAAAACAAUGUUGUGAACUUAUUCUUCAGUGGGACAUGCACACAUAUUACUGGCAUUGCCUAUUGGUUGUUUGUUCAGUGAUACUAUUGAAUGGUCCGUUGCUUUAAACAUCCACGUUAAGAACAUAUAAUAUCCUGUGGAAACAAUGUUUUAAUCUAAUAAAGUAUUGAUUUUUACUAAUUGAUUGUUUGGCAGCAAUAAAGUGUUUAUGCAUGACAUAAUUAUGUAUACACAUGUGUAGGUACAGUAUGCGGUUCUAAUUCCAUCACCAUUGAGAACAUAAGAUUUCAUAGAUGCAUAAUAUUACAUGUCAUCGUUUAAUGCCCUAACUUGAGUUCAAUAAUAUUUCUACAUUUACCUUGUAGGUCACAACAUUGUAAAAAGACAGUCAUUAUUCAAUCAAUUUUGCCUUGCAAUCAUAAAAUAUAUUUUUUUGCAUUUAAAUCUUGAAUUGUCUACAUUAACUAUUUAGUGAUUGUUGGAUUAAUUAGUUAUAUAUGCUGCAUGUAUUACAGUUCUAAUGCAUAUACAUUUACACAUAAACUAUAGAACUUUAAUGUUUAUAUUCUGUAGUACUGUACAUGCUAUAUUCAUUGAUGUUAGCAUAAAUUUUAAAUUUCAGCAAAUAUUGAAUUAAGUGGGUUAUUUUCACUUGUACAGAGUAUGCGCUUGUUCUUGUUAAUUGUUUUUCUGGAUUUUAUUCACAUACAAAGGAUAAUAAAUCGUCAGGUGAAAGUUAA